AAUCCGUACGGUUUUCCGCAAUAAUGAAUUUUGAGAUCUAAUAUUAAUCAUACUUGUUCCAGUUUGCUGCAACUCGUGAUUCCCGGUGUAAGCCGUGAUUUCAUUUCUCCUGCUACAUACCAUAUUCGAAAAUGUUGGCCCACUACUACUGCGUUUUCUUCUUCGUGGCAAAACUUGUGGCCGCUACACCGGAACUGAAACUCGUUCACGUUUUAUUCGCCCACGCUAUGGAAUAUCCUGUCCCGGCUUAUACAGCAAUUACGGAUUUAACGGAGAACCCAAUCCUGGAGGGAAUGACCAACGAGGAGAUGCGAAUGGCCUACGAUCUUGGCGUUCGUUUGCGGAGAAGAUACGGCGAGUUUCUCGGUGAGUUGCUCCAUCCGGAAGUGACAAAGGUCCGUACGAUCGACGAGAACAUGUCAAAGUUGUCGGCAGCAUUAGUGAACGCGGGGCUUUGGCCACCAGCAAAUCUCCAGCGAUGGUCGGAGAGUUUGAAUUGGCAACCAGUUCCCGUGGAUUACGUCCCGCUAGAGGAAGACGUUCUACUGAUGGGUAGGCUGUGUCCGACCUUCGUGAAGGUGACAAACGACGUGAGAAAAAGGGCAAACACUCUUCAGCUGGAGGCGAAGCACCGCGAGCUGUUUUCCUUGAUCGGUAACCAGACGGGUUUGGGGAUGCGCAACUCUGAGGACAUCGCGUACCUCUACAAGAGCCUGAGAGCUCGAGCCAGCCGCGAUUUGCCAUUGCCGACGUGGACUCAAGGGAUAUUCCCGAACGGAGAAAUGCGGGACGUAAAGUACCUCGAGGACUCGAUACUAUCCAGAACGGAACUACAGAUGAAGCUGAACGUCGGUUUUCUCAUAAAAAAAAUCCUCGAGGACUCGACCGCUCAGGCUAAAGGCUCGUUGACCGGGGAGAGGAAAAUCAUGAUGUACAGCGGAGACGAGGACCUGUUAAUCGGAGUCAUGCACGCCCUUGGAGUCUGGAAACAGCACGUGCCGAAUCCGGCCGCAGCUCUGAUUUUCGAGUUUCUGAAGGACAGUGUGAAGCACACGUACGAAAUGAGGGUACUCUAUGACGUCGGGCCCAACAACCUUACGGUCCCAUUGACCAUUCCUGGGUGCAAGGCGCGUCAGAAUGACUCUGGAUGCCCGUUCGAGGACUUGACCCUGUUACUGGAGAAAAUUUUGCCAGGUGACAUCGAGGAUCAAGUCCUUUGUGGUCGAGCCGUCAACCACAACUUGUACCAAGAGGAGGUCGAUGCCGUUCUUGUUACCCUGAACGACGCCACGAAAGCAACUGCCGGAGCAUUCGUGAUUCUCGCCGUCUCGAUGGUUGCCAGCGCUGUGUAUCUUGUUCGAAUAUAACUGUGUGUGAUGCAAAUUAUUGUAAAGUUGGAUACGUGUGUGUGUG
Diprion similis is the source of this 1413-nucleotide messenger RNA. Its product is annotated as venom acid phosphatase Acph-1-like. Gene Ontology annotation, biological process: dephosphorylation. NCBI's taxonomy places the organism in Eukaryota, Metazoa, Arthropoda, Insecta, Hymenoptera, Diprionidae. The transcript has 6 exons. The record is from RefSeq and is a predicted model, not a curated record. Gene Ontology annotation, molecular function: phosphatase activity. The coding region runs from base 132 to 1367 and encodes 411 amino acids.